Messenger RNA from Penicillium verhagenii, 792 nucleotides. Its product is annotated as alpha/beta hydrolase. Bases 1 to 792 code for a protein of 263 amino acids. The record is from RefSeq and is a predicted model, not a curated record. The transcript is spliced from 2 exons. Lineage: Eukaryota; Fungi; Ascomycota; Eurotiomycetes; Eurotiales; Aspergillaceae.
AUGUCUAAGCCAGUCAUCGUCAUCGUGCCCGGCGCAUGGCACCGACCCAAGCACUACCAAAAGCUCAUCGACGCACUUGCAGUUAUUGGCUACGAAGCUGUCGGCGUAACUAUGCCCUGUGUCGACUCCAGCCCCCCACUCCCUUCCUGGGACCAAGAUGCCGCCGAAGUCCGCCGAGUGAUCAUGGAGUACCUGAACGCGGGUAGAGACGUUAUCACAAUCGCUCACUCGUUUGGUGGCGUUGCCAUGUCCGAAGCUGUGAAGGGCCUGGGAAGAGAUGAUAGAAACAAGCAAGGUUCUUCGUCGGCUGUGAUUCGAUUGGUAUAUAUGUGCGCUAUCAUGAUGCCCAAGGACCAAAACUUCUUUGGCCAGAUGGCGCCCGCUACUCCAGAAGAGGAGGUAGCUGAAGCACAACGGAAAAGCUUCAACUCGCAGCAUGCGCAGAUGAGCACUACUGAGGACGGUGCUAUGAUUUUGGACAAAGAUGUAGUUCGGGGGGUCUUCUACGAUGGGUGUAGCCCCGACGAGAUAGAGGAAGCCCUUGAUCUCCUGGGCUCGUAUCCUAGUGGUCCAUUGUCGGUACCGGUGACAUAUUCGCCUUUCCUGGAGUUUCCGGUCACCUACAUCAAGUGCAAGAAUGACCGUGCUUUGCCGGUAAGCGUGCAAGGUCGGAUGAUUGCUCAGGCUGGCGGUGUGGUCGAUGUUGAAGAAUGCGAGGAAGGCCACUCACCAUUCAUGAGCGAUACGGGCUUUAUUGUGGGCUGCCUUCGUCGUGCAGCAGGGGAGGUUUAA